Sorex araneus (European shrew) is the source of this 1463-nucleotide messenger RNA. RefSeq names its product activating transcription factor 5 (gene ATF5). The transcript has 3 exons. Gene Ontology annotation, molecular function: RNA polymerase II transcription regulatory region sequence-specific DNA binding; DNA-binding transcription activator activity, RNA polymerase II-specific. Lineage: Eukaryota; Metazoa; Chordata; Mammalia; Eulipotyphla; Soricidae. Gene Ontology annotation, cellular component: nucleus. Gene Ontology annotation, biological process: regulation of transcription by RNA polymerase II. The record is from RefSeq and is a predicted model, not a curated record. Bases 261 to 1091 code for a protein of 276 amino acids.
CCGCCAUGGCCCUGUAGGCGCAAACUCCCCCUGCGUGCCCCCGGCCCAACGCUGCGCUCACCGCGUCUGCGCUCCUCUACUACCGCCUUUCCCCUUCAGCCGAGGCCGCCGCCGCCUCUCCUUUGCGUAGCCAUGGAGUCCUCCACUCACGCCUUGGUGUCUCUCUACACCCCACUGAGCAACUUGCCGAGUGUCUUUUCCACUGUUGGUGUCACCCGACGCCUCUGUGACCAUCCAGGCCCAGCAUCUGACCUGCAGCCAUGUCUCUCCUGGCAACCCUGGGGCUGGAGCUGGACAGGGCCCUGCUCCCAGCUAGCGGGCUGGGCUGGCUCGUAGACUAUGGGAAACUCCCCCUGGCCCCUGCCCCCCUGGCUCCCUAUGAGGUCCUCGGGGGAGCCCUGGAGGGCGGGCUUCCAGGGGGGGGAGAGCCCCUGCCAGGUGACGGCUUCUCUGACUGGAUGACUGAGCGGGUUGACUUCACAGCCCUCCUCCCUCUGGAGUCCCCCUUGCCCCCAGGCCCCCUGCCCCCCCAAUCCCCACCACCCCCUGACCUGGAAGCCAUGGCCUCCCUUCUUAAGAAGGAGCUGGAGCAGAUGGAAGACUUGUUUCUCGAUGCCCCCCUGCUCCCACCCUCCUCUCCGCCACCCCCAGUCCCCGCCCUGCCCCUUCCGCUCCCUCUGCCCACCUUUGACCUCCCACAGCCUCCAGCCCUGGACACCCUUGACCUCUUGGCCAUCUACUGCCGCGGUGAGGCUGGCCAAGGGGAGCCAGGGCUGGCACCCCUGCCCCCGCAACAGUCCCCUCCACCCCCACCACCCCAGCCCUCCCGCCCAGUCCCCUACCCACAUCCCGCCACCAUCCGAGGGGACCGGAAGCAAAAGAAGAGGGACCAGAACAAGUCGGCGGCUCUGAGGUACCGCCAGAGGAAGAGGGCAGAGGGCGAGGCCCUGGAGGGCGAGUGCCAGGGCCUGGAGGCCCGGAACCGGGAGCUGAGGGAGCGGGCCGAGUCAGUGGAGCGGGAGAUUCAGUAUGUGAAGGAUCUGCUCAUCGAGGUUUACAAGGCCCGGAGCCAGAGGGGCCGCAGCAGUUAGGAGUGCGGGCCACUGUAGCCCUGCCCCCGCCACGCUCCUCCCCUGCCCUCAGCCCUGGUCCUGACUCCCUCCGAAGAACCAUCACUAUCUCCUCUGACCAUCUCCUCCCUACACCCCUUCACCACCAUCUCCUCCCUAUACCCUCCACCACCAUCUCCUCCCUACACCCCUCCACUCACACAGGGCUGAGGAAUAGGCGGGCAGGAAGGAAUUUGGAAACACAGGUGAGGUCAGGGGCAAGAGGCCAGGGGGCUACCCAAGAGGAGCAGGGGAGGAGGGUGAGCUGAAGUCAGGGAGGAGUGAGAGAAGAACAGGACCUUACAAUAGGAGAGGAACAAGCCAGGUGACGGGGACCAGCGGUGGGGUGGGGUG